AUGGCCGAACACAUAACAAGCAACGGCAGUAAUGGGCCUGACAAAAAGAAGCAGCUCAUUCUGAAUGCCUUCGUGAUGAAUACGCCAGGUCACCUGGCUCCAGGGCAAUGGAGACACCCGCGGAACAAGACUGCGCACUACAAAAAGCUGUCAUUUUGGAUUGAACUGGCGCAGCUUUUAGACAAGGCCAACUUCCAUGCCAUGUUCAUUGCAGAUACCCUCGGUCCCUACGACGUGUACAAGGGACCAGCGAACGUGGUUCCAGCCUUGGCCUCGGGCGCACAGUUCCCCGUCAACGACCCGCUGUACCUAGUGCCGGCCAUGGCAGCAGCAACAAAGAACUUGGUCUUUGGAGUCACUGCCAGUCUCACGUACGAAAAGCCUUACGCGCUCGCCAGGCGCCUUUCGACGGUGGAUCACCUGAGUGAGGGUUGGGUGGCCUGGAAUAUCGUUACCUCAUACCUGGAUAGCGCGGCUCGUAAUCACGGGCUGAAGGAACAGAUCCCUCACGAUGAGAGGUACGCGAUUGCCCACGAGUACAUGGAAGUCCUGUACAAGCUUUGGGAGGGAAGCUUCAGAGACGAUGCCGUCAUAGAGGAUACAGAAGGUGGUGUUUACAUCGCCAACGAUGCGGUCCGUCAAAUCCACCACAAGGGGAAAUAUUUCGAGGUGCCUGGCCCUCACUUCUGCGAGCCUUCGCCCCAGCGCACCCCAUUUCUUUUCCAAGCAGGGGUUUCGGAAGCAGGAAACGGAUUCGGGGGUAAACAUGGGGAGGCCAUCUUUAUUGGAGGGCAGACCCAUGAGGCUGUGCACCAGACAGUCAAGAACAUCCGGGCAGUGGCCGAAAAGGAAGGACGAGACCCGAAUCACUUGAAAGUCAUCCUUGGCAUUCAAGUCAUCGUGGCUCCCACAGAUGAUGAAGCUUAUGCGCAAAGAGACGAACACUUGAAAUACGCUGACAAAGAAGGCGCAUUGGCCCUAUUCGGCGGAUGGACGGGAGUGGAUCUGUCCACAUAUGCAGACGAUGAGGACUUCCGCCUCAGUGACUCGCCUCGAAUACAGUCCAUUAUACGUCGAUGGGCAGCCACGGUUCCUGGAACCGAUAGCCUCCCCUGGAACAAGCAGAGGAUCGUCGAAUAUUUGAGUGUUGGGGGGCUCCAAGCAAAGGUGAUUGGUAGUCCAACCACGGUCGCCGACGAGUUGGAGCGAUGGGUUGAAGCUUCCGAUGUAGAUGGUUUCAAUCUGGCUCAUAUCACCAACCCGGGGACGUUUGAAGACAUUAUCGACUACUUGCUUCCCGAGCUGCAGCGUCGUGGAAUUUUCAGGGCUGACGUAGAGAAAGAGGGUGCGACUGCGAGGGAAGCUUACAUUGGAACGAGAAGGCUACCAGAAGACCACCCUGGAAGCAAGUUCAAGUGGCGAGCUGGCGAAAGAACUCCCAAAUAUCAAAGCGAAGCACCCAAAGAUACACUCGAGCCCAGCUCGAAAGUCUCAUCUUAA
Molecule: messenger RNA, 1500 nt
Organism: Neoarthrinium moseri
Lineage: Eukaryota; Fungi; Ascomycota; Sordariomycetes; Amphisphaeriales; Apiosporaceae
Exons: 1
Coding region: 1-1500 (499 amino acids)
Molecular function (GO): oxidoreductase activity, acting on paired donors, with incorporation or reduction of molecular oxygen; monooxygenase activity
Source: RefSeq, a predicted model, not a curated record